This is a messenger RNA of Sarcophilus harrisii (Tasmanian devil), 3117 nucleotides long. RefSeq names its product transcriptional adaptor 3 (gene TADA3). Gene Ontology annotation, biological process: regulation of transcription by RNA polymerase II. The transcript is spliced from 8 exons. Gene Ontology annotation, cellular component: SAGA complex. The record is from RefSeq and is a predicted model, not a curated record. The coding region runs from base 718 to 2124 and encodes 468 amino acids. Gene Ontology annotation, molecular function: transcription coactivator activity. NCBI's taxonomy places the organism in Eukaryota, Metazoa, Chordata, Mammalia, Dasyuromorphia, Dasyuridae.
AUGCACACAUAAAAAAAUUUCUCUAUAUUAUGACUUCAGGUUCAUUCUUCUUUCUCUAGAGCUCUACUUCCCAGCCAAACUAGCCUUACUUGCCCACACAUUCUUCCCAGUAUUUGCCAUUUUAUCUCAGCAUCUUUACAUAGGUUGUCCCUGGGAUCUUCAGGGUUCAGUUUAAAUGUCAACUCCCACAAUAACUGUGUGUCAAUUUCCCCCAUUUAUCACUCUAUCCCCCAAACUAAUUUAUAUUUAUUUUGUAUGUUUUAGGACUUAUUUGCACACAUGCAUACAUGUAGAUAGAUAUAUAUGAUUUCCCCUCAGUAGCAUAUAAAUUCCUCAAGGGCAAGGAUUAUUUUCUCUUUUAUCUUUGUAUUUGUGGUAUCUAGCACAGUGCCUGGUAUGCAAUAGGUGCUCAAUGAAGGCUUUUUGAAUUGAAUGAGGAACAAGAAGAAUGAAAAGAAAAGGGAAGAAGGGAGAAGGUUUGGAGUUAUGGGAGGGGGCAAUAACUUGUGAGGGAAGGAUGAAUAAAGAUAGGAACUAGCGGGAGACAUAGCUAGUGAUCAUAAAGGUAGGGGAAGAAUUUGAAGAAAAGAGGCUGCCUCAAAGAGAGUAAUGACAUUGGAAGUGGAGAAAAUUACUAUUGACUUCUGACGUUCAGGCUAUUAGCCCCGGCCCGUCACCAACCUUGAAGGCCCACCUCCCCAGAGGUCCUUCCGACCCAUGCUGCUUCCCAGUUCUUGUCAGUUGACUGUUUUCCUCUCCAGCCCUUUAGAGCCUACGAGGGCCAUGAGUGAGCUCAAGGACUGCCCGCUGCAGUUCCAUGACUUCAAGUCGGUGGACCACUUGAAGGUAUGCCCUCGCUAUACAGCGGUGCUGGCCCGCUCAGAAGACGAUGGCAUCGGCAUUGAGGAGCUUGACACCCUGCAGCUGGAGCUGGAGAACCUGCUUUCUUCAGCCAGCCGGCGUCUUCGGGUGCUGGAGGCCGAGACCCAGAUCCUGACUGACUGGCAGGAUAAGAAGGGUGACCGACGAUUCCUGAAGUUGGGCCGGGACAAUGAACUGGGAGCCCCUGCGAAACAUGGCAAACCCAAAAAGCAGAAGCUGGAAGGAAAGGCAGGUCACGGGCCUGGUCCUGGCCCUGGCCGGCCCAAGUCCAAGAACCUCCAGCCCAAGAUCCAAGAAUAUGAAUUCACAGAUGACCCCAUUGAUGUGCCACGGAUUCCCAAGAAUGAUGCUCCUAACAGGCGAGGGGACUGUCUGUGCUCAGGGCCAGGCUCUGCUCCCAGGUUCUGGGCUUCCGUGGAGCCGUAUUGUGCCGACAUCACCAGUGAGGAAGUACGAACGCUGGAAGAGCUGCUGAAGCCCCCAGAAGAUGAGGCUGAGCAUUACAAGAUCCCACCCCUGGGGAAGCACUAUUCCCAACGCUGGGCCCAGGAGGAUUUACUGGAAGAACAGAAGGACGGAGCCCGGGCAGCAGCCGUAGCCGACAAGAAGAAGGGCAUUAUGGGACCACUGACCGAACUGGACACUAAAGAUGUGGACGCGCUCCUUAAGAAGUCAGAGGCCCAGCAUGAGCAGCCUGAAGACGGGUGUCCCUUUGGCCCUCUGACUCAACGGCUCUUACAGGCUUUGGUGGAGGAAAACAUCAUCUCCCCCAUGGAAGAUUCCCCUAUCCCAGAUGUGUCUGGCAAGGAGUCUGGAGCCGAUGGUGCCAGUACCUCCCCUCGAAAUCAGAACAAGCCAUUCAGUGUCCCCCAUACCAAGUCUCUGGAGGGGCGAAUCAAGGAGGAGCUGAUAGCCCAGGGCCUGCUGGAGUCGGAAGACAGGCCUGCCGAAGACUCGGAGGACGAGGUCCUGGCUGAGCUGCGGAAGCGGCAGGCUGAACUGAAGGCGCUCAGCGCCCACAACCGAACCAAGAAGCAUGAUCUCCUGAGGCUGGCCAAAGAGGAAGUGAAUCGCCAGGAGCUGAGGCAGCGGGUACGCAUGGCAGACAAUGAAGUCAUGGACGCCUUCCGGAAAAUCAUGGCUGCCCGACAGAAGAAGAGGACCCCGACCAAGAAGGAGAAGGACCAGGCCUGGAAGACGCUGAAGGAGCGGGAGAGCAUCCUCAAACUUCUGGACGGAUAGUCAUCCCAGCCCGCAGUUCUUCUCGUUCUCCCGGAUGUUAGUGCCUAGAGGAAUGGGAAGAGCCUGCUGGCUUCCUCUGGCAGAAUGGACGGGAGCUGCUCUGCUGGCUGCCCCUCUUCACCGGACAUUUUAGACAAUGCCCAGCCGGGGAGCAGGAGGGCUCGGCUGGGCCAGAGCUGGCCCCAGGCUGCGCUUGGCUCCACAUGACAGAUCGGUGUCUCGGCCUAAGCUUCUCUUCUUCCCUGUGUCUGGCUGUUGUCCCUUCUUCCCUCUCUUUUCUUUCAAGGACUUUGACCCUGUGUUUUUCUGAAGUGUGAACUUUAGAGUAAACAGACUGCUCUGAUUUUUAAGAAUAUAAUACAAGUCCCAGUGUCAUCUCUUGCAGUAGAGAGAAGGAACCCACUUGGGAGGGCUGGGGUAAGGAAGCAACAGUCAGUUAUGGGUAAUCAUGAAGACCCAGAGCCUUCCUGAUGUGAGCAUUUCUUGUGUGCCUAGAGAUGUGUUGGGUGCUAUGGGGGAUACAAAAGAAGGAGAAAUCAUGGUCUUUGGCCCUAAGGAGCUCUCCAUAUUCUUGAGGAUAUAAGACUUAAUUGUGUGAAAAAUUAGACAAUGAAACAGUGCAGAAUAUACUCAGGUACUCGGGUCUAGCCUAGAAGUUGGGAUUAUUUGAGAAAAGUAUAAGCCAAAGGGGUUGGCAAAAGCAAAAGCUUGGUGAUUUAGGUGGUCCAGGUUAAGUUAAAUUAAGUCCACUGGGCUUAGCAUUAUCUUUCCAGCUUGAAGAUCCACAUUGGCCAGAAAUCACUCUGUUGUUAACAAUAAGGCAUGGGGGAAGAACUAGGGGAGAAGGAGGUCAAGGAAAGGGAAAAUGGAAGUCCCCUAGGUACUAUGGGAGGGAAACAAGAUUGUUCCUUUAUUGGCAAGUUAGUACAAGGAGGGAUUGGUAUGUUCCUCAGUUUCCUAGUCAAAAUUUAAAAUAUAUUUUCUCAAACAGUG